This is a messenger RNA of Fundulus heteroclitus (mummichog), 2468 nucleotides long. It is a transcript of the gene pus7, whose product is annotated as pseudouridine synthase 7. Gene Ontology annotation, cellular component: nucleus. NCBI's taxonomy places the organism in Eukaryota, Metazoa, Chordata, Actinopteri, Cyprinodontiformes, Fundulidae. Gene Ontology annotation, biological process: pseudouridine synthesis. The coding region runs from base 208 to 2142 and encodes 644 amino acids. The record is from RefSeq and is a predicted model, not a curated record. Gene Ontology annotation, molecular function: RNA binding; pseudouridine synthase activity. The transcript is spliced from 18 exons.
GCUUCCGGGGUCUCACACUCCCACGUGUGGAAGACGCUGGCUCUGAUUACUUCCCGUCUUCUUCCGAGCAUCAACAGAAACAGCGUUAAGCUCUGGACUUUGAAGACCCCUCUGCAAGCAGCUGUGGGCUGGAAGAUUAGGAGAGUUCUCCAGAUCCGCGCUCUCUCCCUGCCGCUCCAUCUACAGCAUCCUAAACACGUGGCUCUGAUGGCUGAGUCAGAGCUUGUGUCUAACCCCACCCCGGUUGGCGAGAAGAGAUGCGCUCUGCAGGACGGAGACGGAGAGGCCCCAGCGAAGAAGCCAAAAGUUGAGUGCGAUGAUGAAAAUGGGAGUGGCCCCAACCCAGAUGGUGGUGGUGGUGGUGAGGAGGAGGUGGAGGAGCCGGAAGGAGAGGCGAGUGAUGGAGAGGAGGGCGGGGAGAGCUUCGCCGACAUGAUGAAGCACGGCUUGACUGAGACGGACGUUGGCAUCCUGAAGUAUGUCAGCGACCAUGAAGGCUUCUCUGGGAUCCUGAAGGAAAGGUAUUCUGAUUUUGUUGUGCACGAAAUCAACAAACAAGGAAAGAUAGUGCAUUUGGACGACCUCUCCAUCCCAACAGACAAUGUGGAAGAAGCAGAAACAGAGCAGCAACCACAGGAUUGCGAAGUGCUGACCGAGGAGCAGAAAAAGCAGCUCAGUGAGCUGCAGCUCUUCAAGAAUAAAGAAGGAAACGUCUCCAUCGAGAUGAUAGACGAUACGAAGGAGAAGAGAACCCUAGUCCACAAAGCCAUCAAGACUCUGUUUCCUGGUCUGGAAACAAAGACGGAAGAGAAAGACGGGCAGAAGUUUAUCGUGGCGUAUCACGCUGCAGGGAAGAAGGCUUUAGCAGAAGUCAAAACAACCGCAGCUCCAAGGAAACACUUUUGGCCCAAAAACCGUGGCAGUUACUGCCACUUUGUCCUUUACAAGGAGAACAAAGAUACCAUGGAUGCAAUCAAUUUGCUCUCCAAGUUCCUCAGGCUCAGGCCCAACAUGUUCUCCUACAUGGGCACCAAGGACAAGAGAGCCAUCACAGUGCAGGAAAUCGCAGUACUGAAGAUCACUGCAGAGAGACUGGCUCACCUCAACAAGUGCCUCAUGAACCUGAAGCUUGGCAACUUCUGCUACAAAAACCAUCCUCUGAAGCUCGGGGAGCUGCAGGGGAACCACUUCACCGUGGUCAUCAGGAACAUCUCAGGAACCGAUGAGCAGGUCCAUCAGGCCAUGACGUCCCUCAAGCAGACCGGCUUCAUCAACUACUACGGGAUGCAGCGCUUCGGCACCACCGCCGUGGCCACGCAGCAAGUAGGCAGGGCCAUACUGAGAAACGACUGGAAUCAGGUGGUGGAUUUGAUUCUGAAGCCCCGGCCUGGAGCCGAGAAAGAGUAUGUGGUUCGCUGCAGGGAGGAGUGGGCGAAGAGUCAGGACCCAGAGGCUGCACUGAAAAAGCUGCCAAACAAACGUUGUGUGGAGGGACAGCUGCUGCGGGGCCUCUCCAUGUACGGCAAGAAAAACAUCGUCACCGCCUUCGGACAGAUUCCCCGAAACAACCGGCUGAUGUACGUUCACAGCUACCAGAGCGUGGUGUGGAACACCAUGGUGAGCCGCAGGAUCGAAGCCUUCGGUCUGAAGGCGGUGGCGGGGGAUCUAGUUCUCAGGGGAACCACAGCACACCCGCUGUCUGCAGAGGAGGCUGAGACGCACUCCAUCCAUGACAUCGUGAUGCCACUUCCAGGGUAUGAUGUCAUCUACCCUUCCCACCACAUUGGUGACGGCUACAGAGAGCUGCUCUCUGCAGACGGGCUGGACCUCGACAACAUGAGGCACAAAGUGAAGGACUACUCUCUGGCAGGAGCCUACAGACGCAUCAUCAUCACACCCACUAACGUCAACUGGGAGGUGAUCAACUAUGAUGACCCCCGGAUCUCUCUGGUGCACAGUGAUUUUGAGAAGCUGGAGAAUAAACCUGCUCCUGUCUUCAACAAAGAGGGCAAAUAUCGGGCUCUGCGGAUGGAGUUUUCUCUGCCUCCCUCAACUUAUGCUACCAUGGCGAUCAGGGAGGUCCUCAAGUUGGACACCAGCAUCAAGAAACAGACACAGCUCAACACCGUUUGGUUUAACUGAGACCAGAUGAGCUUCAUCCUCGAACAGGACUGCUGCUGGCACAAAUCUGCAUAGUGUUUUGUUUUUUUUAGAGUUCUAUGAGCAAAGUGAAUGGCAGAGAGAAACAACUUGGUUCUCAAUGUGAACUUUAUUGUUGGUUUUGUGAAGUGUACAAGGAUGUAGAGCAAACCAAUAUUCACUUUUAUGUUUUUACUGUAUAUUUUCAUGCAAUAAUUCAAGAAAAAGCGUUCUAGAUGCUCUCAUAUCUCUGCUACUGGUUUGUACAGAAAUGUUUUUUUUAAACUUUUGGUUGAAAAUAAGAGUAAACUUAAGAGAGGUUAAAUUGA